AUGUCUUUGCUUCCACCUUCAUCUGGUUGUUUUGUAAGUCGCGAAGCCCUCAUUCAACAUGUCCAGGAACAUGCCUUUAGCAAUAGAUAUACUAAUGCAAAUCAUAACCAUGAGGCAUUAGAAGAUAUGUCAGGCCAUCCAUCAAGUCGACGAUUAAGCAUAGAAGAGCAACAAAAAGUCCAGCAAAUGUCUGCAUCAGGCAUCCGUCCUCGAGAAAUGCUUUCUACUCUUCGUCAAAACAACCCAAAUCUUGCUGCAAUCUCAAAGACUGUCUAUAAUACUCUGGAUAAGCUUAAACGUAACUAUCUUCAAGGUCGUAUACCAAUUCAAGCCCUUUUUGAUGAGCUUAAAGAAAAGAAUUUUGAAUAUGACUAA
This is a messenger RNA of Cetraspora pellucida, 375 nucleotides long. NCBI's taxonomy places the organism in Eukaryota, Fungi, Glomeromycota, Glomeromycetes, Diversisporales, Gigasporaceae. The record is from the annotation of a GenBank genome assembly.